AGGAUGGCAGAAGGUCCACAUCCCAACUCCACCUUCCCACGCCCAACCUUCUUCAUACUGACUGGCAUUCCAGGGCUAGGGGGUGCCCAGGCCUGGCUGACACUGGUCUUUGGGCCCAUGUAUCUGCUGGCCCUGCUGGGCAAUGGAACACUACUGGCACUGGUGCAGAUAGAUUCCACACUGCAGCAGCCCAUGUUUCUACUCCUGGCCACACUGGCAGCCACAGACUUGGGCUUAGCUACAUCUAUAGCCCCGGGGUUGCUUGCUGUGCUAUGGCUCGGGCCCCGGCCUGUGCCAUAUGCUGCCUGCCUGGCCCAGAUGUUUUUUGUGCAUGCACUGACUGCUGUGGAAUCUGGUGCGUUGUUGGCCAUGGCCUGUGAUCGUGCUGUGGCGGUAGGGCGUCCACUGCAUUACCCUCUCCUGGUCACCAAAGCCCGUGUAGGCUAUGCAGCACCGGCACUGGCACUGAAAGCCGUGGCUAUUGUCGUGCCUUUCCCUCUGCUGGUGGCGCGAUUUGAGCACUUCCAAGCCAAAACCAUAGAUCAUGCCUACUGUGCACACAUGGCAGUGGUAGAGCUUGUGGUGGGCACCACGUGGGCCAACAAUUUGUAUGGGCUGGCGCUUUCACUGGCCGUGUCAGGUAUAGAUCUCCUGGGCAUCACUGCCUCUUAUGGGCUCAUUGCCCAUGCUGUACUGCGGCUGCCUACCCGGGAGGCCCGGGCCAAGGCCUUUGGCACAUGUAGUUCUCACAUCUGUGUCAUCCUGGCCUUCUAUGUACCUGGUCUCUUCUCCUACCUCACACAUCACUUUGGUCGUCACACCGUCCCAAAGCCUGUGCACAUUCUUCUCUCUAACAUCUAUUUGCUGCUGCCACCUGCCCUCAACCCACUCAUCUAUGGGGUCCGCACCAAGCAAAUCAGGGACCGGCUCCUGGAAACCUUCACAGUCAGAAAAAGCCAGUUCUAA
Zalophus californianus (California sea lion) is the source of this 966-nucleotide messenger RNA. RefSeq names its product olfactory receptor 52W1. Gene Ontology annotation, molecular function: olfactory receptor activity; G protein-coupled receptor activity. Lineage: Eukaryota; Metazoa; Chordata; Mammalia; Carnivora; Otariidae. Bases 4 to 966 code for a protein of 320 amino acids. The record is from RefSeq and is a predicted model, not a curated record. Gene Ontology annotation, cellular component: membrane. Gene Ontology annotation, biological process: G protein-coupled receptor signaling pathway. The transcript has a single exon.